AUGGUAAGUUAUUUAUGUUUUGCUUGGAUUAUUGAUGCGUUUAGGGAUUGUUCUAGGUUUAUAUUAACUUUUUGCUUAAUUUAAAAGUUGUUUUGGUUUGUGGUAUGGCUUGAAAAUGGCACAAACUUUGAUUCUUUGCAAAAAAUUGGCCAAAUUUUGAUGUUCGCAAGUUUAGAAGCUUGGUAAAAAUGUUUACUGAGCUAUAACUUUUAUAUUGUUGGUUUUAAAAUGUUGUAUAUUAUGUUUUCUUUAAGUUUUAUUAAGUUUUGUAUAGUUAAAACAUCUUUGUCAUAUCAAAAAACUUGAAAACCUUGUUUUAGGUAUAUCAACUAUUGAGAUGGUCGAUUUUCAUAGAUUUUUUUAUUUUAACGAACACUUUUUGAUACGAAAUAACAUUCUGUAGUUUAACUAUGGUAUUUUUGAUCUUUUAUAAACAAACAUUUGUUUUUAAAACGCAAAGUUACAUGUGAACUGCGCCUUGUUACCUAUCUAUUGUUACCUAUACCUUUUUGAUGUUUAAUCUCAAAAUUACGCGAUUAUAAAUAACUUUCUAAUAUUUUAGAUUCUAUCUUCAUAUCUACUGACCGUUCUUCACAUAUCAACUUUGCUUUCACUUGUACAGACGAUUCGCUUCCCAUAUUACUCACCAGACACCUAUCCGGACUCCUUUCGUGACUUCAGAAGCUGUGGACUGCCAUGGAGAUCAUUGGUCUGUGAUGCUGAUGGGGUACUAGAUGAGGAAGGUAAGAUUAUCAAUUAUUUUUUAUGUUUUUAGGUACAUUUUCACUGGAUUAUGGACAAUUUAACUUGGUUUAGGCUGGUUUCGGAGGUUUUUCGCGGGUAUUUGCUCGUUUUUUAUCAAUAUCUCUUAGAAUUUAGCUGGUAUUAUAAAGUUUGAAUGUAUUUUAGUUUUGACGGAGUAUAAAUGAUUAUUUUCAGGUCGUCUGUUGCUUGAUAAGUCCACAAGAUUAAUAGAAAACAACACGAAAUGUGGUUGCGCACCUCAAGAUGGGCCUUUUGGCAGUUGUUUAGAGGACAAGGGUUACCGAAUAUCAGUGGCUAUUUUAGAUAGUAUUUUUGUAGAAUCUUCUGAGGAGUACGUUUUUUAAUUUCAACAUUUUUUUGUUGCACAUUUCGACGUUUUUUCGAGUUAAAUUGAUGUUGUUAUAGACAAAAUCACGCGUUUUAUAAGCAUUUUGGGUUUUCAAAAGUUCUUGGACAAAUUUUUCAAAUAAAAAAUAAUUUUUAUAUUACAGAGUAGUAAAAGAACGACUAGAAAGAGUGUUCCCAGAAGCUUUGAGGAAAAAACAAGAACGAGGUCAAUGUGAUGAUGAUAUUGUCAUUGUACUGGCUGUGAAGAAUCGGAUUGUAAGUAUUUUUUUAAAAGUCAGGUUGAAUUAGUUAUUUGAGGUGAGUUAAGUUAUCUACGAGCAUUUUUAAAAUUUAAAAAAAGGUUUUUAUAAGAUUUUGCACGGUGCAACAAGUUGUAAUUUGAAAAAUGUGGAUAUAAAAAUGAAAAUACAGUAACAUUUUGUUGGAAUUAGUAUCAGAGGAUAGUAAAUUCACUAUGAUUCAAUAAAAUAUGAUUUUAGAUAGCCACGUCCGUUGGAAUGGUCGCUAGACGAAAGUUGAACUUCGAAAUUGUGGAUAAGGUCACUGAAUUUGCUAGUAAGUGAAUUUUGUAUUGAGUGAAAAAUUGUAAGUUUUAUGUUAUAUAAGGUACACUGAGUUAUGAUUUUUCUUUUUGUUGUGUUUUGUGUCAUGAUGACAAGGUUUAUGUACGUUAUGACGGAUUUUGUAGACUUUGUAGCACAUUUUUUUUAUUUUAAUGGCAUUUUUUCUUUAUCUUUGACUAGUAUUAAAAUUUUUUUCAGAAAUCCGUCACCUAGAUCAAGGUGAAUAUGCCAAAGGCCUGAACCUGAUGAUCGAGAUCUUUGGCAAAGUACUAACCGGAGAGAACUAUCUUGAGGUCCUGCCAUCCCGAAUGGAGCGCAUCUACUACUACAAGCUCAAAAACAUGGUUCCAAGUUGGCCAGUGUGGUUAACGUUCAUCGUCAUUAUCGGUACACCAGCCAUUUUCGUACUGGUACUUCUGGUACUGGCCUUGAUUUGCGCACUGAGGAGGUAUCAUAACAUAACAAAGUAUGGGUAUACGAACCCAAAUGACUCAACAUAUGUAACCGGAUCGUUUUCAUCGUCCAUGGUUUCUAGAUCAACGUCGCAGGACUGA
Messenger RNA from Bursaphelenchus okinawaensis, 2230 nucleotides. The record is from the annotation of a GenBank genome assembly. NCBI's taxonomy places the organism in Eukaryota, Metazoa, Nematoda, Chromadorea, Rhabditida, Aphelenchoididae.